AUGGAUCAAGCAAAGCAGGAGCCGGGCGCCCCAGCGUGCCCGAGGUGCAGCCGCUGGAAGGUGACGGUCGCCGCUGCCCUCGUGGGCACCGUCACUGCCCUCUACCUGGGCAUCCUGCUGGCCUGUCACCCCGCGGCCGAGAGCAGCUUUGAGCACACGGUGGAGCUGAGGGGCAUCGCCUUCAACAGCAGCCUGCAGGCGGAAAACUCCGACUACUACAGGGCGCUGACACCCGCGCUGGAGAGGCUGGUGAGUCCAACCUGGCGCCAAACCUGGAGCGAAGCGGAGCCACAUGCAGGAGAGAGGAGCUCCGGGUACCUGUGGAGACAAGGGCAGCCGCUUCUGCUGUCUCCAGCUCCCUGCGCCGGCGACGUCUCUCCGCACCGGCCCGGGCUCAAAGCAGGGGACGGCCCCGGGCACGGCUUCCCUUGCCGCAACGGCCAGUGCGUGUGGAAAGAAAACCCGGAAUGCGACGGCCGCAAGGACUGCUCGGACGCCUCCGACGAGAAAGGCUGCAACUGCGGGAGCCGCCCGGCCAUGCAGACUGCCAGCAGGAUCGUGGGGGGCUCGGACGCGUCCCGAGGGGAGUUUCCGUGGCAAGUCAGCCUGCGGGAGAACAACGAGCACUUCUGCGGCGCCACCAUCCUCACGGAGAAAUGGCUGGUGUCGGCCGCUCACUGCUUCACCGAGUUCCAGGAUCCGACGCUGUGGGCAGCGUACGCCGGGACCACGUCGCUCAGCAGCGUGGAUGGCAGCGCGGUGAAGAUGGGCAUCGCGAGGAUCAUCUCGCACCCCUCCUACAACGCCGACACGGCCGACUACGACGUGGCCGUGCUGGAGCUCAAGAGACCCUUGGCCUUCACCAAGUACAUCCAGCCCGUGUGCCUGCCCGCCGCCGGGCACCGCUUCCCUUCCCGAAAGAAGUGUCUCAUCUCCGGCUGGGGCUACCUCAAGGAGGAUUUCCUGGUGAAGCCGGAGUUCCUGCAGAAAGCCACGGUGGAGCUGCUGGAGCAGGGCCUGUGCUCCAGCCUCUACAACCAUGCCCUCACGGACAGGAUGCUGUGUGCUGGCUACCUGGAGGGCAAAGUCGACUCCUGCCAGGGUGACUCUGGCGGGCCGCUGGUUUGCGAAGAACCGUCCGGCAAGUUUUUCCUAGCGGGAAUCGUGAGCUGGGGAAUUGGAUGUGCCGAAGCCAGGCGGCCUGGGGUUUACACCCGCGUCACCAAACUGAGAGACUGGAUCGUUGCGGCUAUUUCGGCCUUCCCCACCUCCGUAAGCCACAGCGUCCCACUGGGACACGCCAGCACUAACGACAGCGCGGGGACCCCCGCGGAUCUCGGCGACACCGUCACUGGAGCCACCCCCAGCAUCUCGGCAGCCCCAGCUGCCAGCAGGACAGCGACCUCCUCCAGGCCACAAGAGUGCGGAGGACGACCUGGACUCUCCAAACCCAGCAAGAUAGUGGGAGGAACGGAUGCUUCCAGAGGAGAGAUCCCCUGGCAAGUCAGCCUGAAAGAAGACUCCAGGCAUUUCUGCGGAGCCACCAUCAUUGGGGAUCGCUGGCUGCUCUCGGCUGCUCACUGCUUCAAUCAGACAACGCCAGAAGAAAUUGAAGCCUACAUGGGAACUACAUGGCUAAAUGGAACGGAUGGUGACACGGUGAAAGUCAACGUAACACGAGUGAUCCAGCACCCCCUCUUCAACCCCGUCAUUUUGGAUUUUGAUGUUGCCUUAUUGGAGCUGGCAAGACCCCUUGUCUUCAACAAAUAUGUCCAGCCCGUCUGUCUCCCACUUGCUGUGCAGAAGUUUCCUGUUGGCAAAAAGUGUGUGAUUUCUGGGUGGGGAGACACCCAGGAAGGCAAUGUCACCCAACCUGAGAGCCUGCAGAAAGCGUCCGUGGGCAUCAUAGACCAGGAGACCUGCAACUUCCUCUACAACUUCUCCCUCACGGACCGUAUGAUCUGCGCUGGCUUCCUGGAAGGGAAGGUGGACUCGUGCCAGGGAGAUUCUGGAGGGCCCUUGGCCUGUGAGGAAACCCCCGGCGUGUUCUACCUGGCUGGCAUCGUGAGCUGGGGCAUCGGCUGUGCCCAGCCUAAGAAACCUGGCGUCUACUCCAGAGUCAGCAAGUUCAAAGACUGGAUCCUGGAGACCAUGGCAGAGUUGUCCAGCCCAGGCACAGCCACUUGGUCCAGUUCAGCCAUCGCCAGAGCUUCCACCGCAGCCACCCUCACCCAACAGCCCAGCACAACCGCUAUGAGUCCGGUCAACAGAACCACCCUGGGGGUGACAACCACAAGCAGCAUGGAAACCUCCGCAGCUCUGGAAACAACCGAGCCUGCCAACCCCACCCAAACCCCAGUGGUGCCCUGUACCAGCCUCACCUUCAAGUGCUCCAGCACAGUCUGCAUUGGAAAAGCAAAUCCCGAAUGCGACGGCGUUGCCGACUGCAGCAACGGCUCCGACGAGCGCAACUGUGACUGUGGCUUAACUACCGCUCUGGCCUUCAGCAAGAUCGUGGGUGGCAGCGGCGCGGCGCGGGGCGAAUGGCCGUGGCAGGUCAGCCUGUGGCUCCGGCGCAAGGAGCACAAGUGCGGCGCCGUCCUCGUCGCUGAGCGGUGGCUGCUCUCUGCAGCUCACUGCUUUGACAUUUACAGCGACCCCAAAAUGUGGGUGGCCUUUCUAGGAACCCCCUUCCUGAACGGCAUUGACGGGCAAGUGGAAAAAAUAUUCCGUAUCUACAAGCACCCUUUCUACAACGUCUACAGCCUGGACUACGACGUGGCACUCCUGGAGCUCAGCGCACCCCUCAAGUUCAGCAGCACCAUCAGACCCAUUUGUCUCCCCGAUAACUCCCACGUUUUCAGUGAAGGAGCCAGAUGCUUCAUCACGGGCUGGGGCUCCACCAAGGAGGGAGGUACUGGCUGACAGGGUUCCCUGUCCCCACUGCGUGCCAACUUGGUCCCCUCCUGCGCGGGGUUCCCCCAAGGCACCGUCGACAGCUGCUCGGGCGAUGCCGGCGGCCCCUUGGCUUGUCAAGAACCCUCAGGGAGGUGGUUUCUAGCGGGAAUCACAAGCUGGGGCUACGGCUGUGCCCGGCCCUACUUCCCUGGGGUCUACACCAAAGUCACAGCUGUCCAGGGCUGGAUCGCACAGAACCUCAAGCUCUGA
Messenger RNA from Tinamus guttatus (white-throated tinamou), 3168 nucleotides. Lineage: Eukaryota; Metazoa; Chordata; Aves; Tinamiformes; Tinamidae. The record is from RefSeq and is a predicted model, not a curated record.